Messenger RNA from Neurospora crassa OR74A, 976 nucleotides. RefSeq lists its product as hypothetical. NCBI's taxonomy places the organism in Eukaryota, Fungi, Ascomycota, Sordariomycetes, Sordariales, Sordariaceae. The coding region runs from base 371 to 691 and encodes 106 amino acids. The record is from RefSeq and is a predicted model, not a curated record. The transcript is spliced from 3 exons.
UGUCCGUUUGGAAACACCUCACGCGCAGUGUCAGAGUGAUGUAGAAUCCUUACAAAUCCUUUUCGAAAUUCGUUCCUACCCAGAGAUUACAAAUUCCAAUGGCAGACUCAACAACAAAAGUCGUCGUCGCCGUCAUUUACACUACAAUGGCGAGAAUGGGUGGAUUAAUAAUGUGGGCCUCGGUUCGCUUCUCUCCACCUUACCCAGGUGGCUCUUCUCGUGCUUAAGACUCCGCUGUUCCCGCCGUCCAUCUUGCCGUUCUGGUGUCAUCACCUCAUCGUUGCACUCCAUCGAUCUCACCACCAACCUCGUCCCAUACACCGAACCAUCUCAUCACACCUAUAACGAACAGUUCACAUCAACAGUCAAAAUGACUUUCAACCUCGUUGCUGUCGUUUACCCCAAGGAGGGCAAGCUUGAGCGCGUCAAGGAACUCGGCAAGGAGAUUUCCGCCUGGGUCGAGGCCAACGAGCCCAACACGCUCCAGUACCACUGGUCCACCUCGAAGGAGGACGACAAGCCCGUUAUCGUCAUUCAGGAGAUCUACGCCGACGAGGCCGCCUUCAACGCUCACAAGGAAAGCCCCAAGUUCGGUUGGAUGAUCGAGACUGCCACGAAGGAGGAUCUCUUCGCUGCUCCUAUCAAGAUUCUGUUCCUUGAGCCCUUCACUGGUUUUGCUGGCCGUAAGUAGAGGUCGGGCUAGCCGGUUUGCGAUGGAUGAUGAAUGAAAUUGUUCUGCACCUGUGCUUGAUCCCUGUCGGCAGUGGUAGGGUGUGCUUGUGAAUUCUGAAGUCUGAUGAUUUUCUCGGUGACUUCCAGUGUUUCUUUGGCCAGUUCAAGCUUGCACUUCCAUGAAGAGAGGUGGGCGGUGGGAUGGGCUUCCCGAGUGACAACCAACUUUACGACAUCCGUCGAAGGUGUCCAGCGAGUUCUGUGUUCAGAGAAGCCUGGGUAGAAAAGGUGAGGUGCGGGAAAU